AAAACAAGUUAUUAACCACAAAGAAGAACGAGGAAGAAACCAAAAUCCUAAGCGAAGAAACUCUCCCCCUUCAACAAGCUCCACAUUUUUCCAUCCGCGAUUAGGUUUUUAGCUACUAACUCUCACUUGCUUUAGUCAAAAUCACUCAUUUUGCUUCUUUAUAUAAUCCCAAAAAUGAAUAAAAAAAACCCAAAAAUUAGAUAAGACCAAAGGAAAAAAAAUCAAUUUUUUUCAAUUAUAAAAUUUAAAAAUCUCAUCUUUUAUUUAAUGUAUUCAUACAAAGUGUUUUCUCUUUCUUCAUCGGUUUUUAUGAAUAAAAAGACAAAAUUUCAGUUACUUUUCUUCCAUCAUCAUAAUUUUCCGACGCAAUGUUAUUAACUCUUGCUUUUUCUCCUCAUUUUCCGCAAACCCAAUGUUGUAAUUUUGUUCCUGGAAAUGGGUUCCAAGUUGAACGUGGUUUGGAGUUUGAUACCGGCGGUGCAUUUUACCGGCGAGAAAGUGCUACCGGAAGAGACCUUGGUGUACUUGCAGCUUCUUUGCAGAAGAAAGUUAAUGGUAGUUUGCGUGUUCUUGAUGCUCUUUGUGGUUGUGGGAUUCGGUCAGCGAGGUAUUUGAAGGAAGCUGAAGCUGAUUUUGUUGCUGCUAAUGAUGGAAAUGAGUGUUAUGGAAAGACCAUUGUGGAUAAUUUGAGUAGAGUUUGUGUGAAAGAAGAGAAAAAAUGGGUUGUUACUCAUUUAGAAGCUAAUAGAGUUAUGACAGAUUAUUAUGUUGAGAAGAGUUUCUUUGAUUUUAUUGAUAUUGAUUCUUUUGGUAGUGAUUCUUCUUUUUUGAGGUCUGCUAUCAAUACAUUGAAAUAUGGUGGCUUGUUAUAUGUCACUUCAACUGACGGUUUCUCUUCUGGUGGACACCGUCCUCAUCAUUCUUUAGCUGCUUAUGGAGCCUAUGUGCGCCCUAUGCCAUAUUCGAAUGAGAUUGGUUUGCGGAUGCUUAUAGGUGGGGUUGUCAGGGAGGCUGCUUUGUUGGGGUACCAUAUAACUCCCUUGUUUUCGUACUAUGCUUAUCAUGGACCUGUUUUUCGGGUCUUGCUCAGAUUGAAUCGUGGGAAACUUCAUGAUAGUAGGCAUUAUGGUUUUAUUGGCCAUUGUCACCAGUGUGGAAAUUCUCAUGAAUUUUCUUGGGAUCAACUUGGUCGGAUGAGUUGCUCCUGCAGCGUGUCAAAGGUUUCAAACUCCCUUAAGGUAUCAGGACCUCUUUGGACAGGGCCUCUUCAUGAUGCAGCAUAUCUUACGGACAUGUUAGAUCUGGCCAAGCAGUGGGCAUGGAUUGGCUGUGAUGGUAAAGACAGUCUUGAAAAGCUUAUAAAAUUGAUGGUGGAUGAAAGCGACCCCAGGUUGCCAUUUGGGUUUAUCAACUUGGAUGAGAUGGCAAGCCGUGCAAAAAUCAACACUCCACCUCUGAGGACCUUGAUGAGCGCCAUGCAGGAGAAGGGUUAUGCUGCCAGCAGGUCUCACAUAACAUCAAACGCAAUUAAAACAAAUUGCUCCAUGACAGAAUUCAUUAAAAUAGCCAAAGAACUACAGCAGGUAUCUGUAUGACUGUCUCUUAUUGGUUUCGACUCUGAAGGUUCCUCUGAGCAUGCCUCGUAUCGAUGAAGUUCCAUCCCAGGAUUUGCCUUACCAUUCAAUGGUUAAUGUUCAUAUGUGUAAAAGGUCAUAUCUAUUCUUUUAGUUGUAUCAAAAAUUUUGUUAAGCAAUAAUUAUUUUAUAAUUUAAUUGACAAUUGUAUGUGCCAAUGACAUCAUUCUAAGUCUACCCACUAUUGAUGCUCAUUGCUCAA
Molecule: messenger RNA, 1836 nt
Organism: Trifolium pratense (red clover)
Lineage: Eukaryota; Viridiplantae; Streptophyta; Magnoliopsida; Fabales; Fabaceae
Product: tRNA (guanine(26)-N(2)/guanine(27)-N(2))-dimethyltransferase
Exons: 6
Coding region: 369-1595 (408 amino acids)
Biological process (GO): tRNA N2-guanine methylation
Cellular component (GO): nucleus
Molecular function (GO): RNA binding
Source: RefSeq, a predicted model, not a curated record